Pygocentrus nattereri (red-bellied piranha) is the source of this 3715-nucleotide messenger RNA. It is a transcript of the gene mthfr, whose product is annotated as methylenetetrahydrofolate reductase (NAD(P)H). The record is from RefSeq and is a predicted model, not a curated record. The transcript is spliced from 13 exons. Gene Ontology annotation, cellular component: cytosol. Gene Ontology annotation, biological process: tetrahydrofolate interconversion. The coding region runs from base 236 to 2194 and encodes 652 amino acids. Gene Ontology annotation, molecular function: FAD binding; methylenetetrahydrofolate reductase [NAD(P)H] activity. NCBI's taxonomy places the organism in Eukaryota, Metazoa, Chordata, Actinopteri, Characiformes, Serrasalmidae.
UUUAGCUCUGUUACUAUAACUCACGUUCUUCUUUUACUCUGCUCGUUCGUCGAAUGCUGGGUCUUCCGUGUACAGGAUCCUCCUCAGUUGUUGUUUUUUGUGGAUUUAAGGGAAAACUCUGAGGUAACAUGGUCAACCAGUGAUUGGGCACCAGCUGGCAGCUGUGUAACUGUAACUGAGUGACUCAAAUGGGGGAAAUUAAGUAAUUUCAUUAGAAAGUUGUACAGUAGGUAACAUGGUCAACCAAAGACUGGACACUGGCUGGCAGGCAUGUAAGAGCGACUCCAGCGGGGGGAGCAACAGCGGCGAGAGCUCCAAGGAGAGCUCCAGGUGUUCCACCCCAGUGCUGGACGCAGACCGCACUGACCGACUGCGGGACAAGAUGAGGAGGAGAAUAGAGUCCGGGGACCGGUGGUUCUCUCUCGAGUUCUUCCCCCCUCGCACAGCCGGAGGUGCGGUCAAUCUGAUAGCCAGGUUCGACCGCAUGGGAUCCGGUGGACCCCUCUUCAUAGACAUAACGUGGCAUCCGGCAGGAGACCCCGGCUCAGACAAAGAGACAUCUUCAAUGAUGAUUGCCAGCACUGCAAUUAAUUACUGUGGACUGGAGAGCAUCCUGCACUUGACGUGCUGCAAUCAGACGAAAGAGAAAAUCACAGCUCAUCUCAACAAAGCCAAGCGACUGGGGCUGAAGAAUAUUAUGGCAUUAAGAGGAGAUCCUAUAGGAGCAGACUGGGAGGAAGAAGAGGGAGGAUUCAACUAUGCUACGGACCUAGUGAAGCACAUCCGCCAUGAAUUUGAUGAUUACUUUGACAUCUGUGUCGCUGGCUACCCAACUGGGCACCCUGAGGCUGAGAGCUAUGAAGAGGACCUGAAACACUUGAAAGAGAAAGUGGAUGCAGGAGCGCACUUCAUCGUGACGCAGCUGUUUUUCCGAGCGGAGACUUUCCUCAAAUUUGUGAAGGACUGCAGAGCCAUUGGGAUCACCUGCCCCAUUCUGCCUGGAAUCUUCCCCAUACAGGGUUACCACUCCUUGCGGCAGCUGGUCAAGCUGUCCAAACUGGAGGUGCCAGAGGAGAUAAUGCAGGUGAUUGAGCCCAUCAAGGACAACGACGAUGCUAUCCGGAACUAUGGCAUCCAUCAUGCAGUGGAGAUGUGCAAGGUGCUGCUAGCCAGCGGGGAUGUGCCUGGCCUCCACAUAUACACACUCAACAGAGAAGUGGCGACUAUAGAAGUGCUCAGACAGCUAGGCUUGUGGGCAGAGGACCCCCGGCGACCUUUGCCAUGGGCUGUCAGUGCACAUCCCAAACGGAAGGUGGAGGAUGUCAGACCGAUCUUCUGGGCCUCACGGCCCAAAAGCUACAUCUACAGAACUCAGGACUGGGACGAUUUUCCCAAUGGAAGAUGGGGUAACUCGUCAUCUCCAGCCUUUGGUGAGCUGACAGAUUACUAUUUGUUCUACCUGAAGAGUAAGUCCCCUAAAGAGGCCUUAUUAAAGAUGUGGGGAGAAGAGUUAACCAGAGAGGAGAGCGUGUAUGAAGUCUUCACUAACUACAUCACAUCACAGGUUAACCAGAGUGGACACAAGGUGAGGUGUCUGCCAUGGAAUGAUGACCCUCUGGCUCCAGAGACGAACAUGCUUAAGGAGAAACUGGAGAAGGUGAAUCGCAGAGGUGUCCUUACCAUCAACUCUCAGCCCAACAUCAAUGGCAAGCCUUCUUCCGACCCCAUUGUGGGCUGGGGCCCCCCAGGAGGGUACGUCUUCCAAAAGGCAUACCUGGAAUUUUUCACAUCAAGUGAAAAUGUAAGCGCACUUCUCAAAGUGUUGAAGAAAUAUGAACCACGUGUGAACUAUCACAUAGUCAACGUGCAGGGCAAGAACAUUACAAAUGCCCAUGAUAUGCAACCCAAUGCUGUAACUUGGGGAAUUUUCCCAGGCAGAGAGAUUAUUCAACCAACGGUGGUGGAUCCAGUCAGCUUUAUGUACUGGAAGGACGAGGCAUUUGCACUGUGGAUCGAGCAGUGGGGGAAGCUGUAUGAAGAAGAGUCACCUUCACGAAUGAUUAUUCAGUACAUCCACGACAACUAUUUUCUGGUCAACCUAGUGGACAACGACUUCCCCCUAAACAACUGCUUAUGGCAGGUCAUCGACGACAUGUUUGAACUGCUGGACGCACCUCCAGAACCUUUGGAGUAAAGGGAACAAACAACUUUGAAACACACCUAACUCGCUGCUCCUUCAUUUUAGGAUUUCAUAAACACUUUCCCAAAUGUAUCUGAGUUGUUACAUAAAAAUGCUGAGUGAUUUUCAUAACAAUAUUUAGAAUGAAAAAUGAUCAUUGUCAUUAGAGACAACUAUUUUACUGCACAAUCCUGUACGAGCGAACUGUUAUGGCUUGAACUCAUAGAACAUUAGUAUAUUGAUAUAUAUGCAAAAUUAUGUGCCUAAAUCUGAUGGCGCUUGCAUUUUCUUUCCAGGAAUGACUUUAACUGCUUUUUUAUGUACAUUUAAAAAGAUUUUAAGCUAAUGGUUUUUAAGCUAUUUAUAAACAGUAUUUUGGCUGUUGCACAUGUCCCAAGUUCAAGGCUGAUUUUUUUUUUUUUUUUUUGGUUGUUUUUUUUUGGGAGCUUUUAUCUUACCAGCUGGCCAGCUUAAACACACACAAUCAAACAAUACAACCACCUUUCAAGUCAGAAACUAACGCACAAAUAUUUACUUGUGGAGUCAUCCAAGGCCAAAGAUGGUGACGUAGAUUUUGAUUACUAUUGUAAUCUAAUGAAAGUUGUUAUUUUUUUAAUGGCUUGGAUCUUUUUUUUUUCUUUUUUCUAUAGAGACAUUAAUUUUUUUUCUUACAGAUUGCCUGUUUUUCUGUGCAUUGGUGGUAAAAGGAACACAAUAAGACUUUUUUUUUUCUUCUGGAUUCACUUUUCAAUGUGCUUCCACGUAUUGUUGUACGACUAUAUAAUUCAUAAUUCAGCCGUGUUCAAAUCUUUGCGUCUUUAAGCACAUUGCUGCAGGUUAUCAUAAAAGAGUAAGAUUAAGGCUGAAACUUUGCCCAAAGCCCAAGCCUAAAGGACUGGGCAUGUUCUCAUGAGCAUAUGUUACGUUGAGGUCUUACGAGGCGUGAAGCCACCUCCUGGUUGCUGAUGAUGAAAUUCAUGUCAGAACAUGGUAUCUGUUGGAAGGAGGCCAGCCAGUAAUCCCCACGUGCAGCCAACCACAUUAUAGCCUGCACCUGAACUACCAUGUGCAUGAAUGUUCCAACAGAAACUCAAGAACUGCUGAGUUCCUAUAUAUUUGAUGUUUUGCAUGGAACAGAGCCACUCGAAUAAUUGAGUAAAUUGAUGAUGACUGUGGUAAUUAAUUAAUUGCAAUUGUUCAAAAAGUCCAGACAAUUAAAAUCUACUUACACUGGUAAAAAAUUGAUAUGAGUGUGUUCAUCAGGCUGUGUAUAUGACUGUAAGAGAGACCAAAUAUGCAUGUAAAUUACAAAGUAAUCAUCAAGUAAUCAAGUUUAAUCGAUUAAUCGUGACAGCAAGAAUGUAUUUAAGCCCUUAAAUGACCAGCCGAUCCAAACACUUAUUACACUAUUCUUUGACUAAAGAAUAACUGGCAGUUUCUGACAUAGUCCAUGUAGUUAUUGAAUAAUAAGCCCUAGGAUAUAAGCCUGGGAUUUUAAGGCAUUAACUUGAGUAUAAAACUUUUGCUUUCUUACAA